AUGCCUCAACAAAGGAAGCGAAGUACUCCGUUGGCUCCUGAUGCUGCUGCGAAGAGGCGUAAAGCAGAUGAGCAAUUAGUCAAUAAGGGGGACUUUGAAGCCCAUCUUGAACACCUAUCGCAGAUUUCUGAAGCUGAGAGCAUCUCAGUGACAGAGAGAAUUGAGCUUGAAGAAGGUCUUGGUUCGACAAAAUCCAUCGCUUUCCAGGUAUUCGAUAUCGAAACAUAUCAUGAGCCAGGCUCAAGUACAACGUUCGAUAGGACAAACGUCAAGCUGUAUGGUGUUACUCAGCGAGGGAACUCAGUUUGUGCGAUUGUGACGGACUAUUUUCCCCAUUUUUAUUUCCAGGCCCCUGAGCGUUUCGCUGUUGAACACUUGGAUGUUGCUCAAAGGAAUCUCAACAACGCAAUUGCAACCUCUAUGCGGCGAGCCAACUCCAACCUUCAAAUGUCUUCUGUUGUUGUUGAUAAUUUGGUGCACUUGAGUAUCGUCGAAGGAGAGAACAUUUACUAUUAUAGA
Messenger RNA from Ostertagia ostertagi, 519 nucleotides. The record is from the annotation of a GenBank genome assembly. Lineage: Eukaryota; Metazoa; Nematoda; Chromadorea; Rhabditida; Trichostrongylidae.